Messenger RNA from Metopolophium dirhodum (rose-grain aphid), 3732 nucleotides. RefSeq names its product protein MTSS 2-like. The transcript is spliced from 15 exons. NCBI's taxonomy places the organism in Eukaryota, Metazoa, Arthropoda, Insecta, Hemiptera, Aphididae. The record is from RefSeq and is a predicted model, not a curated record. Gene Ontology annotation, biological process: cell projection assembly; plasma membrane organization. Gene Ontology annotation, cellular component: actin cytoskeleton; cytoplasmic side of plasma membrane. The coding region runs from base 465 to 2732 and encodes 755 amino acids. Gene Ontology annotation, molecular function: phospholipid binding; actin binding.
CACACGCACAGAAACACACGCACAAACACCAACACAAGUACACCACGGCGGCGGCGACCGCGAUGUCGAAUGUCGAUUCCGUCCUCAGUGUUCGUUGGUGUCGGUUGUGCGUAGGUUUUCGUCGUGCGCCUUUCGUACACAUUUCCAAGAUAAAAGAAGUGAAAACGGUUUGGUUUCGAUUUGUUAUUUUUUUUCCACCCGGACGGAAAUGACUAGAACACGACUAAUAGGCACUCACUCGCACGCGAUGAUCGACGAUCGCGUCCACCGGGUUAUCGUCGUGGUGGUUUUCGACCGCGAAUAGAAGAGACUUGCCCAAACGGGAUAAAUAAUAUCGUAAUAGUAUAUUAUAGUUUAUCGUUAUUGAACGUGUGUGCUGCGUGCGUUUGUGUUUUUUGAGUUGGAUUGUGUGAGAGACCGUUAGUGUGUGUGUGUGUGCGUGUGCGUGUAUUACCGCUCACACCAUGGAAGGUAACGGGGUCGGCAAAGAUUGCAAUGCCCUCGGCGGAUUGUUCCAGCAGAUCGUCAUGGACCUGAAGAAUGGAACUCCAAUGUGGGAAGAUUUCAUGGCAAAAGCUACAAAACUUCAUACGUGUCUUCGAGCAACUAUUCACGCGAUUGGAGCUUAUCUGGAUGCUUUUCAAAAAAUUGCUGAUGCUGCCACUAAUGCCAGAGGUGCUACUAAAGAAAUUGGAACUGCUUUGACCAGAAUGUGUCUUCGUCAUAGAGCUGUUGAAGCUAGAAUGAAAACAUUUUCAAGCGCAAUAAUGGACUGUUUGGUGGUUCCGCUUCAAGAGAAACUAGAAGAUUGGAAGAAGACUAUUGUCAAUCUGGACAAAGAGCACGCUAAAGAAUAUAAAAAAGCCAGAGCUGAGUUAAAAAAGCGGUCUACGGAUACACUGCGCUUACAAAAAAAAGCACGCAAAGGUGCUAAAAUGAAUGAACUGCACAAAGCCUUGCAAGACGUUUCUGAUAGAAAAGCUGUAUUGGAAGAAACAGAAAAAAGAGCAGUUCGUGAAGCAUUAAUCGAAGAACGAAGUCGUUAUUGUAUUUUUGUAACAAUUUUGAAACCAGUCCUCGAAGAAGAAGUGGCCAUGCUUAUGGAACUAUCUCAUUUACAAGAAGUUAUGGAUAAAUUAGAAGCACAUACUACUGAGCCGUACUCAUUACCUCCAGCUAGUGAACAGGUGUUGGUUGACUAUAAAGGUAGUGAAAUGUCAUGGACACACCAAACACCCCCAAGUAGUCCCAGUUCGUUGGGUUCACGUAAAUCCAGUAUGUGUUCCAUCAAUUCAAUAAACAGCUGGUCUAGCGGCAGUACACAUUCACCAAGCCAUCAAUACUGGAGCCGCUCAUUGCUUCAGCCAGUAUCCAAUGAGCUACGUUACAAAGGACCUUUACCUCCUAGUAGAUUAUGCAGUGCUUCAUCUCAUGAUUCGGGAUUUACAUCCCAAGACGCAAUUUAUACAAAACAACAAUCAUACUCAAAGGCUCCUAACUCAUCUGAUUCCAAUAGUAGCAGUGCUGGAAGCAGUACACCAUCUACACCAUUUGCUAGUUCUGAAGGCGGAUGUGGCACAUGGCCCAAUGCUCAGGAAACAUUGCAAUUUGAACGUGCUGCGUCAGCCAUUAUGAAUGAUGCAAGACCACACACAAUUUCAGGUGGUGCCCACCAUCAACGGCCAGCCCUUAGCGCGUACACAUUUCAACCUGAUUCUUCUUCUAUUGAUAAAACCCCUGUUGUUUCACCACAAGAUGAUUAUGCUCAUGUCCCUGAUGUCCCGUCCAGAGAUAUGCACAAAAGUUAUAAUCCAACCUCACUAAAAACAAUUGAAUAUAUUCAACCAACAUAUGUCAAUAUGCAUGAACUAGCUAGUAUGGCUGCCAACAAAGCUCAAGAAAGAAAUUCACAGCAUAACGAGCCUUCUUCAAUCGUAAAUUUGAAAAGCGAUGGAGAUCGAAAGGAGAGCACUAGUGAGAGUUCUCUGGAGUCUUCAAGCGGCUAUAGUAGUCAAACAGCAAUAUCAAAUGCCACUCCUGAUGAAGAAGUGGAAAAUUCACUUCUGAAAUAUUGUACAUUGGAUAGUCGAAAUAUUAGUGCCAUCAAAGAUCGUGUAAGGCCUGUAUCUACAUUGGGUUAUUCCAGUCUUAGAAGCGGUACACUGUGUCGUCGGUCUUCUAUACAAAGCAACAAGCCACCUCCACCUAUACGCCGUACACCGUCCAUUUUAAACAAUUCAGUACAAAAUCUACCUCCUCCACCGCCAUUUUUACUAGAUAUUACUGCAGAACAACGUCAGCAAAGUCGUUCACAAACAUCGUUAACAUCAGAAAAAGUAUAUUCUGAACCCAUGACACAUCAACGUAAAUCGUCUGGUGGAAAUGUGGCGGAAACUGUACGUAAUCUAACACAACUCAAUCAUACACCUGCAAGUCCUAUUUUAUUGCGCCGCACUCCGAGUAAUCGAUCAACAAGUGCUGAUCGCUGUAAUAGCCGUUCAUCUGAGCCAGUUACUGGGUUUAUGGCAGCUUUAGGCUCUAGACUAUUACAGCAGCAACCUAAAACAACAAGUGGGUCUCCUAAGUUAGGCAGACGUUGGAUUGCUCCUGCCAGACACUCUGUUGUGGAUCCAGCCACAUGUCAUGAUUCACUAAUGGAACAAAUAAGGAAAGGUAUGGUGUUAAGAAAGUCUAUUGCUGUCAAUGACAGGUCAGCACCUAAAACUAAUUAAAAGUUAAUACACUAAGUUAAUGUUGUUUUUCUUCGAUUAUUAAGAAUUUUCAUGAUUUUAUUUUGUAAUACCUAAUCAAUUUAAUUUAAACAGAAAAUUCUAAUAUAUUUAUAAUUUCAAAUUUUUCACAUAGUUAUUGGAUUUAGAAUUCUUCUAAGACUAAAAUAAUCUCAUAAACUAUGAAAUCCAUGGUAACAUAAUAUUUCUAACAGUUACUCAGUAUCUACUACUAAGAAAAUAUAUAUACAUUCUAAACUUGAGGCACGAGUUAUAAAAUAAUAUGUAGGAUUUCUUUCUUAUUUCUUAUAAGUAAGUGUUUUUUGACCAAGGUGAAAAAAUACUAUGUAUAAGCUCUAUCAAAUCUUUUAUGGAUAAUUUGAACUUGAGUCUAGUAUAUUGAUAUCAUUCCAGACAUGUAUAUUUUUUUUACUAACACAUUCCGUAGUUCAUGGUGAUCACUUAUAACUAAAUGUUUAUUACACAAAACAUAAAACACUCACAUUUGGCAUACCAAAAUUAUUCCAAAAACUAUUAAUUUAGAUAUCAUUCAAUAGUCAAUAUUAUAAAUGUAUACACCUGUGUUCAUUGAUAUAAUUAAUUAUGUUCUGACUUUCAGUAUACACUUAAUGCUAAUAUAUUAUGCUCUUUUUUAGAAAUAUGAUAUUGUUUAAAAAGUAAACAGUUAUUAUAUAAAACCAAAGUCAAUUUGACAUCCGUCUAUAAACAUUUAUUGAUACUUAUCAAAAUAUAUUAAUGUAUGAAUUUGUAAAUGCAUUAAAACUAUUGAUGUAUUGUAUAAUCUUUAUUUAUAUAAUUAUUAUUAUUAUUAUUAUUAUUAUUAUUAUUAUUAUUAUUAUUAUUACUAUUAUUAAUAUUACUUUUUUGUAGUUGAUUUUUUUUUUUGUAACAAAUAUUUAUUUAUAUUAUGUUUUUUUUUGUGUAUAGAAAAUUGUGGAUUUGUUUUUAAGGGUUCAUAAUAACCGUUUGUUGUAUGAUUAAU